Molecule: messenger RNA, 1743 nt
Organism: Girardinichthys multiradiatus
Lineage: Eukaryota; Metazoa; Chordata; Actinopteri; Cyprinodontiformes; Goodeidae
Gene: e2f6
Product: E2F transcription factor 6
Exons: 9
Coding region: 157-1308 (383 amino acids)
Biological process (GO): regulation of transcription by RNA polymerase II
Cellular component (GO): RNA polymerase II transcription regulator complex
Molecular function (GO): protein dimerization activity; DNA-binding transcription factor activity, RNA polymerase II-specific; RNA polymerase II cis-regulatory region sequence-specific DNA binding
Source: RefSeq, a predicted model, not a curated record
ACACAUCAUCUUCCUGUGGGUUAUAAACAAACCGAGCCGUGGUGGUUUCUGCAGAAUUUCAACAUAACACCAGCCGAACUCCAACCGAACUUUAGUGGGUGACUGUGGCUCUUGAAUGAACACCUGGCUGAGUUCGACUCGGUUCGGUCGGUCAGCAUGGUGAAGUGUGUGGUCUCCGGCUGUCCGAACCGCGUGGAAGGGUCCAACCGCGGAACGUUCAAUAGAACCCAGAAACGGUUCUUCAAGUUCCCUGGAGAUCCAGCGAGGGUCAAGGUUUGGCUAGCAGCACUCCGGCAGACAGACCAAAAGGACUCGUCGGAUCAGAACCUGAUCUGUGAGGACCACUUCCUGCCUGAGGACAUCUCGUCUAAUGAGGUCAGCGCUGACGCGAUCCCCAUCAUGCCGCCCUGCCUGGACGGGCCCCUGGGAAUGAUGGACCCAUGGGGAGUUGGGUCAGAGGAAGAGGAGGAGGACCAAUGGCCUGCCGGAGCCGCCGGGACCGACGAGGAGUAUGAGGAUGAAGGUGGGAGCAGCCUUCCCUUUAAUACGAAGCUUGCUUUACCAGAACUUCCUCCCCUGGAUUCACCAGAACAGGAUUCGGGUCUCAAAGCGGCUCCGGGACGCUCAACUCUCAACAUCAGCCAACAUCAGCAGGAACAGCUGGUUCCAGCCAAGAUCCAGACCAGAGAAGAGACGUCGUUGCCGGUUCUGACCCGUCGAUUCCUGGACCUAUUCUUAAAUGCGCCAGACGGCUCUCUGGACCUCCGACACGCCAUCACGAGCCUGAAAACGCGGCGGCGUCGGGUCUAUGACAUCACCAACGUGCUGCAGGGGAUCCAGCUCAUCGAGAAGGAGUCGGUCAACAGGAUAAAGUGGAUAGGAAGCUGCCCUGUCUCCAGCUACCUGGGUCAGAACCAGGCCCUACCUGAAAUGACUGAUCUGAAGCUGGUGGAGGAAACUCUGGACUCUCUGAUCCGGAGCUGCGCUCAGCAGCUCUUCGACCUGACGGACGACCCAGAAAACUCUGCGCUGGCGUACGUGACCUACGAGGACCUCCGGAGGCUGAAGACCUUCCAGGAGCAGACGGUGAUGGUGGUGAAAGCUCCUGAGGAAACCAAGCUGGAGGUUCCAGCUCCAACAGAGGACAGCAUUCAGAUCCACCUGAAAGGGGGAGCGGGUCCAAUCCUGGUCAUGACCUGUGAUAUUGGGACAGAAGGAGGAUCCAGAGAAACAAGCGGUUGCUUUUUAUCACUGGAAGACAGUCGGAUCAAGACGGCUGAGCUGCACACAGGUACGAUGGAGAAUUAGAGCCAGGCUCUCCGUGAUUUGGACCAGAUGGAUGCACUUCUGAUAUUUUCUGGUUUUCAGGUCCACAGAACGUCGUCCAGAGCGCAUAGUCUCAUCCUAGCCACCUGGGGGCGCCAGCGGGCUGAAAAGGACCUUUUCUGGGUUCUUCUGGACAAGCGUUCAGAAAGCUGGAAGCUAGGAACUUCCAGCAAACUGACUGAGAAACUAAGAUGUUUGAAUCAGAACCAAGACCAGGACCAAGGUAGUGUUGGAGAGGAUGCUCGGAGUUUUAUUUUCCCACAGGCAGUGAACUGCCCAGUGUUUUUUCUUCUUAUUUCUGUUCAGCUUUUGACUUGUUUGUGUUUUCUGUUUUUUGUUUUGUUUUUUUAGCUCAGAAUUUUCUGUAAGAAAUGGUCCAUUAGGAUGUUCUGAAAUAAAGUCUAAAUGAAAUCUGGA